AUGGCGCAGGUUACCAAAAUCUGCAGCGGAGCUCAAAGCCCAGGCUGUUUUCCCAGUAUAUCAGAAACUCGAAGCCCCAAACCCCUCUCGUCGUGGGUUUCCUUUGGGUCGCACUCUGCUGGGUCUUCAAGGUUUGCAGGUUUAAAGCAAUGUCGACGAUUGGGUAAUGUGGGUGCAGUUACCGCUCCUCCUCCUCUUCGGGUUUCGGCUUCGGUUGCAGCUGCCGAGAAACCUUCUAAGGUGCCGGAGAUCGUGUUGCAGCCAAUAAAGGACAUCUCCGGUAUUGUGACUUUGCCCGGUUCUAAGUCUCUGUCCAAUCGGAUUCUCCUUCUGGCUGCUCUCUCUGAGGGUACAACUGUGGUGGACAACUUGUUGAAUAGUGAUGAUGUUCAUUACAUGCUUGGUGCAUUGAAAACACUUGGACUCAAUGUGGAGCAUAACAGUGAACAGAAGCGUGCCAUUGUCGAAGGCUGUGGUGGCGUGUUUCCUGUAGGUAAGCAGGCAAAGAAUGACAUCAAACUUUUCCUUGGAAAUGCUGGAACAGCAAUGCGACCGCUGACAGCAGCUGUCACUGCUGCCGGUGGAAAUUCAAGUUACAUCCUUGAUGGGGUACCACGAAUGAGGGAGAGACCUAUAGGAGAUUUGGUUGUUGGUCUCAAGCAGCUUGGUGCUGAUGUCGCUUGUUCUUCUACAAGCUGUCCUCCUGUUCUUGUAAAUGGAAAGGGAGGCUUACCAGGAGGGAAGGUUAAGCUUUCUGGGUCAAUUAGUAGUCAAUACUUGACUGCUUUGCUUAUGGCUGCUCCCUUGGCCCUUGGAGAUGUAGAAAUCGAGAUUAUUGAUAAACUGAUUUCCAUACCUUAUGUGGAUAUGACUCUCAAAUUGAUGGAACGGUUUGGAGUCACAGUGGAACACAGUGGUAGCUGGGAUCGUUUCUUUAUCAAAGGAGGCCAGACGUACAAGUCUCCUGGGAAUGCUUAUGUGGAAGGUGAUGCUUCAAGUGCCAGUUACUUCCUAGCGGGGGCUGCCAUAACUGGUGGCACUAUCACUGUUGAAGGUUGUGGAACAAGUAGUUUACAGGGUGAUGUAAAAUUUGCUGAAGUGCUCGAGAAAAUGGGAGCUAAAGUUACAUGGACAGAGAAUAGUGUCACAGUUACAGGGCCUCCACGAGAUGCCUCUGGUAGAAAGCAUUUGAAAGCUGUUGAUGUAAACAUGAACAAAAUGCCAGACGUUGCUAUGACUCUAGCAGUGGUUGCUCUCUAUGCUGAUGGACCUAUUGCCAUAAGAGAUGUGGCUAGUUGGAGAGUGAAAGAGACGGAACGCAUGAUUGCUAUUUGCACAGAACUCAGGAAGUUGGGAGCGACAGUUGAGGAAGGACCAGAUUACUGCAUAAUCACUCCACCCGAGAAACUAAACAUUGCUGAAAUCGACACGUAUAACGAUCACAGGAUGGCGAUGGCUUUCUCCCUUGCUGCUUGUGCUGAUGUACCAGUCACAAUAAGGGACCCUGGCUGCACAAAGAAAACGUUCCCUGAUUACUUUGAAGUCCUUGAAAGGUACACCAAGCAUUGA
Messenger RNA from Linum trigynum, 1569 nucleotides. The record is from the annotation of a GenBank genome assembly. Lineage: Eukaryota; Viridiplantae; Streptophyta; Magnoliopsida; Malpighiales; Linaceae.